Messenger RNA from Panicum hallii, 834 nucleotides. RefSeq lists its product as uncharacterized. The transcript has 4 exons. The record is from RefSeq and is a predicted model, not a curated record. Lineage: Eukaryota; Viridiplantae; Streptophyta; Magnoliopsida; Poales; Poaceae. The coding region runs from base 147 to 386 and encodes 79 amino acids.
AGGCCCCUCCUUUUGGGUGUGCGCAUCGCCGUCGCUGCAUCCGCCGCCUGAUUCGUAUAUCCCCAAAGCAAGCGCAAAACAAACCAGCAACCACCAAACCAGACGCCAGCGGCGCUGCCCGCGACGAGCAGAGCAAGGAGAGGCGGAUGGGGCAGUGCCCGUGCUUCGGAUCGGCGCAGGCGGCGGAGCGGGAGCAACGGGCGGAGGCGGACCGGCGCGAGUCCCAGGAGGCCCGCGCCAAGGCCGCCGAGGCCGCGCAGAGGAGACAAGAAGAGUUUGACAAGUCAGCAGCUGGAAGAGCAGCAAAAGCACAAAUGAAAGCUAUGAAGGAAUCAAAGACAUCAAACCAAGGAGAACCAGUUCUUAAGUGGCAGAUGGGAUCAUAACUCUCAUUUGCUUUUAUUUGGAUCCCUCAGCGUGUAAGCUGUUGAUGGUGAACGAGAACCUGAUUGCUUCCAUUUUCCGAGAAGAUGCAGCAGCACCUUCUUGUAGUUGAUUGUGUGUAGUUAUGACAGUGAAGUGUACAUCCUGCUAUACUGUACAUGCUAUCCGGAGACUGUCCAACUUUGCAGCUACAAGUUUGUGUCGUAUGAACGAACAAUGUAUAUCUUUAUAAGCAGUAGUAGUCUGGUAGCAUUUGCAUAGAGGUUUUUACCCUUUCUCAUAGUUUGCACAAGCCAUGCUCUUCUCCUGACAUGGGUAUCUCUGCUGUAAAUAAUCCUGUGAUCUAGAUUUAGUGAUUUACAGUUACUGAACUCUACUUUUCUACUGGACAGUUUCCUAUCAGGCAUCUCGUGCAAAUUUCAUAUGUUUGGACAAUGUUCCAUUUGCAGA